AUGGCAAUGGGGCGAAUCAAGGAUGGGUAUGCUGUUUUCAUCUUCAUCCCCGUUAAUUUGGGCUUCGGCCCAAUUGGUGGUGGUGUCGUUGUUUUGGGGAGGUUGCUAUUGAGGGAGAUUGGGGUGGGGCCGGACAUCUUGAGAAGAUUGAGGCCGGAAGUGGGGACGGGAAAACAAGGAGGAGAGAUUGCGUGGGGGAGGAAGGUGGCAGGAGGGGUUGGUGGUGGUUGA
This is a messenger RNA of Prunus armeniaca (apricot), 231 nucleotides long. The record is from the annotation of a GenBank genome assembly. Lineage: Eukaryota; Viridiplantae; Streptophyta; Magnoliopsida; Rosales; Rosaceae.